CCUGCCUCCUCCGCCUCCCAUUGGCCAGCAGGCUGGGGCAGAAAGAGGAGGGGGAGAGGCAGAUAGUGUAACAAAGGCCGAGCUGACAGCACAGGGGGAAGUGUUUCAGUCUGAUCCCCACCGAAAUAACCUCCCUGGGGCAACAGAGAGGGGACGGAGGCGACCCCGGGCCCAGCCGCCACCAUGAAGUGCGAAAACUGCACCAAAACCGAAUGCAGUAAAAAGAAGAAGAAGAAUGAGGAUCCUGAGGUUUCCGACCCGUUGUCGGCCGCCUUUGCCGAAGGAGAGGAGAAAAGUGAGUUCCACCGUCUGGCUGAAACGCGGAUCUUUCUGAGCGAUUGCCUGGCGUGCGGAAACUGCGUAACAUCGGAAGAAGGGGCUCAAAUCUUCGCCCAGAACCAGAAGGAGCUUUUCCGGAUAUUAAAUCUUAAUAAGAAAUGCGACACGUCGCUGCACAGGCUGGUGGUAGCGUCCGUAAGUCCGCAGUCCGUGCCUUACUUCGCUGUGAAGUUCCGACUGUCUGUCUGUGAAGCGUCCAGGAAGCUUUGCGGUUUCCUAAAGAGCCUCGGCGUCCAUCAUGUUCUAGAUACCACAAUUGCCGCAGAUUUCAGCAUCUUGGAAACUCAGAGGGAUUUCAUACAGCGGUUUAGACGUCAGACGCAUGACGAACACGCCUUUCCCAUGUUCGCUUCUGCAUGUCCAGGUUGGGUGCAAUACGCAGAGAGGGUUUUAGGAGAUUCAGUGACUCCUCACAUCUGCACGGCCAAGUCCCCUCAACAAAUAAUGGGAUCUCUGGUCAAAGGAUACUUUGCGUCCCACAAGAAUUUAUCUCCUGAUAAAAUAUUCCACUUGACGGUGGCCCCCUGCUACGACAGAAAGAUGGAAGCCUUGAGAGAAGAUUAUUAUACCGCUCUUUAUAAGUGCCGUGAUGUGGACUGCGUGUUGACGUCAGGAGAGGUCAUCCAGAUUAUGGAGCAGCAGAAUACAUCUGUGAAGGAGGUAGAAGAAUCCCCCUUGGAAAAUGUGUUUGGUGGAACUUCCUGUCAGUUCGUUCGCCAUGAGGGCACCAGCUCCGACGGGUACCUGGCACACGUAUUCAGGCAUGCAGCCAAGGAGCUGUUCGACAUGGAUGUAAAGGAGAUAACAUACAAAACCUUAAAGAACAAGGACUUCCAAGAGGUUUGCCUCGAAAAAGACGGGGAAACUGUGUUACGUUUUGCGGCUGCUUACGGCUUCCGGAACAUUCAGAACAUGGUCCUCAAACUGCGCAAGGGGAAGUUUCAUUACCAUUUCGUGGAGGUCCUUGCGUGUCCGGGAGGCUGUUUGAAUGGAAAAGGUCAGGCUCAGACCGUAGAUGGAAAACCUGAGCGAGCCCUGCUGCAUGAGAUGGAAGAAGUCUUCACUCGCGUCCCGGUGCGGAGCCCUGAAAGUAACCCGCAGGUUCAGGAGCUGUACACGAGCUGGCUGGAGGGAGCCGAGUCUCAGAAAUCCAGGGACACGCUACACACCAAAUAUGUUCCUGCCACGCAUACCGGAGCUAAACUGGAUAUGAAGUGGUGACGGUACAUCGACCACAUACUCAACAUUAGGACCUUUCUAUGCAAUGGUGCGGGUACCGUCUCCCACUCGGGAUUUCUUAACAAUCUUCGGCCGUCCUGUACCACCGUGUUGUUGGCAGCGUUGAAAUGUUGCGGGAUUGCUUCUAGGAUGACGCAACCUUAACCAGCUUGAGUGAUGUUAAAGUUGCGUUGGCCGCGUCUAUUUUAAUAUCUGGUUGGGGAAAGUCUUCUACUGAGCGGGAAGCGCAACUGGAAUGAGUGAAUGAUCAUAUGAAAAUAUUAACAAUAUGCUGCUAGAAACCCUUUGCUGGAAGUAUAUUCGGUAUACCCAGCCAGGUCGGGGCUGGCCGUCAGGCACAGUGCCCUGUAUGCCACCCGCUUACUAUGGCGCCUCUCAUCUGGCUCAUCCAGUCCUUUUGAGGGCCGCACUCUGUAAAACUGGUCUCGGCAGCCAAUGUAAGAGUGUAUUGUGUGGCCCCGUGUGUCUAGCACAUGGCCACGUGCAUAUCAGCCGUCAGUCGUGUAAAGUGCCAGGGCCACUUUUCACCACCAGUCCAUUCCUGUAAAUAGCAGAGAAUGGGUUAAAUCGGC
Molecule: messenger RNA, 2150 nt
Organism: Spea bombifrons (plains spadefoot toad)
Lineage: Eukaryota; Metazoa; Chordata; Amphibia; Anura; Pelobatidae
Gene: NARF
Product: nuclear prelamin A recognition factor
Exons: 11
Coding region: 184-1560 (458 amino acids)
Cellular component (GO): lamin filament
Molecular function (GO): lamin binding
Source: RefSeq, a predicted model, not a curated record